UUUUUUAAUGUUUUUUUGCUUCUCCCCAGGUCCAGCUGGGAACUUCCUGAUCUGAGAGAAGGAAGGGUAAAAGCCAUCAGUGACUCAGAUGGCGUAAGCUAUCCUUGGUAUGGAAACACCACUGAAACUGUGACCUUAAUAGGUCCUACCAACAAAAUUUCCAGGUUCUCCGUCAGCAUGAAUGACAACUUUUACCCAAGUGUGACGUGGGCAGUGCCUGUCAGUGAAAGUAAUGUGCCCUUACUCACAAGAAUCAAAAGAGACCAAAGUUUUACAACAUGGUUGGUAGCAAUGAACAUGAACACCAAGGAAAAGAUAAUUUUACAGACAAUAAAAUGGAGGAUGAGGGUAGAUAUAGAGGUGGAUCCUUCUCAGGUUUUGGGUAAACGGGCCAGAUUGGUGGGAAGGACUCAGCAGGAGCAGCCAAGAAUUUUAAGCCGCAUGGAGCCAAUCCCAACCAAUGCACUGGUAAAACCUAAUGCUAAUGAUGCACAGGUGCUAAUGUGGAGACCGAAAAGGGGACAGCCUGUAAUUGUUAUUCCUCCUAAAUAG
Molecule: messenger RNA, 552 nt
Organism: Staurois parvus
Lineage: Eukaryota; Metazoa; Chordata; Amphibia; Anura; Ranidae
Source: the annotation of a GenBank genome assembly